This is a messenger RNA of Neohortaea acidophila, 1565 nucleotides long. RefSeq lists its product as uncharacterized. Lineage: Eukaryota; Fungi; Ascomycota; Dothideomycetes; Mycosphaerellales; Teratosphaeriaceae. Bases 374 to 1294 code for a protein of 306 amino acids. The transcript has 3 exons. The record is from RefSeq and is a predicted model, not a curated record.
AGUCAUCUAGCGCACCACCUGUCAUACAGCACAUUCCCUCUCCCGAUCCAGCCUUCCACGCAACCCUCAUUCCAGAACCCACGUGUCCACCCCACAAGUCACUCUUCACCACGCACAAGCUGCAUGUUCACCCGACCCCCCAUUGGAUGUUGCUCACGCGGACACAACGGCACAGCAUGUGGGCAAGCCUAGCUCCGAGACACCUGCCCCUCCCGCCUGCAUUCCUUCACGUCGCAUGAACAUACGUGUGAUCUCGGGGGGAAAGGGUGUUUGCUGCGGUCGUGUGUGUUCGCGUGCUCGGAGCGAUGGCGGCGUGCAGGCUUGAUGGAAUGAGCGCCGUGGAGCUGUGGAUGGAGGUACUGGGAAUAGGUAUAUGUUACUUGAUGGGCGCUUUGCUUCUCCCUUUUCUUCUUCGUUUCUCUUCUUUGUUGGUUUUCACGAGGACUGUGGCACUCGACUCUACUCUUGCUUCACACUCCCCUGCUGUCUCCUCGUGACAGAGCAGAACUCUUUCCCCGGGGAGAGACCACCACAUGAGCAACCACCGCGCAACCUACUGGCGCGCAGACGGUGGCAUCCAGACAGCGCCGGAAAGAAAGCCAACCCUCCACCACCUCAGCCUCCAAAGCCCGAACCUCCCACACCACCCACAGAACCGACCCCUCAACCCGCCGCAGUGCAAAUGUUCUACCUCCCCACUCCCCUCGCCCCCAUUCCAUGGGCAUGGCAGCCAGCCCCUUGGCUUCGGGCACCAGUAGGAAUCAACGGGCUUUGCACCGCUCCUGUGCCCGCUCCACCUCCAGCGGCUGCGGAGGCAUUGGUGCCCCCUCCGCCGGCUGAGACGCGUGAAGAAAAGAAAGUAGCGAAAGAGAAGAAGGCGAAGAAGUUCAAUGCCAAUGCGCCGCCUUCGCUGGCCAAAGGCGUGAAUUACAUGUAUCCGCUCGAGCACACGAUUUUGCAUAUUUUCCGCAAAGCGGCGCCGGUUUGGGAGGAGAGGUAUCGUGGGCGGAAACUGGAGUUCAAGGUGUUCAAAGUCAGCGUGCACUUUACGGUCAAGAUGGUGGUGGAGAAUGUUUUGCGGAAAAGUCGAGAUGCAGAUGUGCUGGAGGUUUGUAAGGGAUGGGCGGUGACGGAGACUGUGGAGGGUGGGAAUGGGACUUGGGAGAAGGGCACGACGAUUGAGUAUGAUAGUGAAAAGGCUGGAGGGAGUUUGGAGAGUAUGGGGUGGUCUGCGAAGAGAGGAAGCUCGUUACCUCCUGUUUGGCUGGUUGUACACAAGGUUGAUUUCAAGUGAGAUUGGUGCAUUGCUUGGGUUGGAUAUCGUGGAAAGUCGGGACUUCUACUGCAGGAACUCUGGAAUAACCGCGUGCUUGCAAACAGAUGCAUUUGGCCUCACCAUCUAAUCCUACACAAUCGUCAUCAGUCAUCAAUUACCAUCCAUUACUCCCCAACUCUGACCCGCUUGGGUCAAACCUACAAAGGCACUUACUGAUCAAACCCCUUCUCCCCCUCCUUGACCUCAAUAUCCUUCUGCUGCACUUUAUUCACCUCCGCCGCCCCGGGAC